AUCACAGACCUCAUCUUGCCCGAGGAAAGAGGGAGGUUCUCAAUCACAACGUAGUGCCUUUUCGUCCAGUUUAUGUCCACUUCUUGUCCGCAAAUACGCAACUACGCAAAUACACAAACGGUAGUCGUCGUCACUACUUUUGUUCAACAACAUCGAAUCACAACCCUAGAGAGUCACCAGGUGUUAGCAUCAUGAUGGUUCCUCCGCAUAACGCCCACGAAGAUAGAUCAGCUAUUAGGCAGGCUCUAGCCAUAUUGGAGCAAGAGGGAGUGCGUCUCGAUACCAGCGAACUUGGAUACGAAUUGGAUUCGUUCGUGAUGGAUGAUGAGAUUCAAUCUCGCCAGAGACAAAAACAGCGAUCACGAUCCAAAUCACCAUCACGAACUCGUAACCUAAAGAACAAAAAGUCUCUCCGGGAGCCGACACCACAAUCAAGAUACGUAGAGGAUGGUUCUGUAUCGUCCACGUCAUACAGCAGUAGUUCUACAUCAUCUAGCUCUGCGAGCUCAAAUAGAGAAGUCGGUGGAAAGGCAAAAAGAAGUCGAAGCAAAGUUCGAAGCAGAAGGACUUCACCAAAACGACCAGAAUUGAGAGAAACACCCGAAGAAACGGGGGAAAAAUCGGUUCGGUUCUCAAAUUACGAUCACACAAUAAACGUUCCACAUAUCCUUGAUUUUACUCCAGAAGAAAUCCAAAGGUGUUGGAUGGAUGAAGAAGACUACCGUUCGAUUCGAACGCGGUCCUUGGCUCUUAUUGAGAUGAUGGAAGAUGAGAAAAAGUAUCCUAUCUCUGCCGAUUACAUGAUUGUAAACAAACAUCUUGUCUGUGUAAGAGGUUUGGGAGAGAAGACAACACAAUGCACUCGCGAGCUUGAACGAGUGCAGCGAAAGCUUUACAAGUCUGUUUUCCGGGUUCAAGAAGAACUCAGAGAAGAGGGCAUAAUCGACGACGAAGCAAUCCGAAAAGCUAGUAGGAAAUAUUCCAAGAAAUCCAUCAAGACAGCUAGAUUCGUAGGGAUUUCUGACGAAGUGAAUGUUGCUAGCAAGUUUGGCUAAGCGGUCACCACAUAUCGAAUAACAAUAUCAUAGAAUAGACAUAGACACUUAAU
Molecule: messenger RNA, 1108 nt
Organism: Pseudo-nitzschia multistriata
Lineage: Eukaryota; Bacillariophyta; Bacillariophyceae; Bacillariales; Bacillariaceae
Source: the annotation of a GenBank genome assembly